UACACACUCAGUCACCUUUCUCUACUCGUGACUGAAGCAUAUGUUUUGCGACCGUCAAUGGCGCUGUCUCGUGGCUCUAAACGGCGCACCGACUUACCUCAGCUCUAAACUAAAAGCAGUAGCAACACCUUUUUAGCAGUCAGACGGGACUGCAUUAUCUCGUCGACACGUCAACCUACAUUUAUAUAAACACAGAUCCAAUACCUAUUACAAUAUAUCUUCAUCCAUUUAUUAUUGUUACAAGUUUUUUUUUUUUUUUUUGUAAUAAGUAUAAUAAUAAAAUUAUCUCAUGAACAAUCGGACUAUUAUCGCGUGUUUAGUGUUCAGUGAAAUAUUAUUUGUAUAAAUUUAACUUUUUAUUUGUUCCCGCGGAUUAAAUCUCUCGCGAAACUGAUUUUUAGUUUCACCUGAAUUUCACGUGAGAUUUUUUUAUGACGAGUGUCGCGACUUUUAGAAAACUUAUUGCAAAUUUUUGAUAAUAAUAAUAAUUUAUUUUUUACUUGUUGGUUGACAGAGAAUAAAUAAAUUAGAUUGUGGAUUGAAAAUUAGAAGAUAAUAAAAGUCAAGAUGUUACUGGUGAGCAGUCUUCUUCUGAUAUUGGCGGCUGUAUCCAGAGUGGGAUGCCAGAGAAAUACUCCAAGAAGUCCUCGGGCGAGUCGGAACGACGCGGCUCUUGAAUUCGAGUGUCCCGAGGAGUUUGGGUACUAUCCCCACCCACGGGACUGCACUCAGUAUUACGUGUGUGUUUUUGGCGGUGCACUUUUAGAGUCAUGUACCGGCGGGCUUAUGUACAGCCACGAGCUCCAGACAUGUGACUGGCCACGUAAUGUUGGUUGCCAAAGCAGUUCUGCUGCUAAUCAGGAUGUCGAAGAUGAAGAUCCUUUAUUGGAACGAGCCGCAAAGGCAGAAUCCCAGCAACGGCAGCAUCAGCAGCGUCAACCAGUCCACCGUCAGCAGGUCCAGCUAACCUCUCCAUCCCCGUCUCUGUCCCAAGCAACAGAGCGUCAAUCUCGGCACCGUCCCCAGCAGCAGCAUCAGCACCGUACGUACCCCGACGAGGAGUACGAGCCAGCAUCGGAGAUCGAAAGCGACCGUCAGCAGCGCGUUUACCGCGGCCAGCCAUCGACGAUCGGUCAAGUCCAACGAGACCGGGACGGCCUCAGGAGGAACAUUAUUUCCGUAAGUCCAACGCACCCGUCUCACCCCGCUUCCAUCACAUCUCCACCAACACCACCACAGUCGUCCGACGAGGACAAUGAUAGUGUGGGACACGAAACAACCGCGAGUCAAAUGACUGCUUCCACAACAACUAAAGAUCUCAACUCGCCUAUCACAACUCUCACAACAACAACAACAACAACAACAACAUCAAUGUCUUCAUCUUCGUCGUCGACUGCAAAUUUCCCGGCGAGGUCAAACGUCGGUCAAUCACGCGAUAGAAAAGAUUACGCGAUCUAUGAGGCAACCAGACGUAAUUACAUUAUCGUCAGCUCGCCUUCACCUUUCAAGCUGCCUCCUCGAGAAGAUACAGACAAAGAUAAAGACAAUUACGAUGAUGAUCAACCGGCAGUAACGACACCUCAAUCCAUUAGAACGCCACCCGUGCUAAGUGAUCAACCUUUCCAGGUAAAUGUUGUUCCUGAUCAAACUGUCAAUUCUCCAAGCACUAUCGACGCUCUUCCAGACGUCGACUCGACAGUAGUAAGUCACUCAACCUCUAAUUCUAAUUCUCAGUCCCAGUCGAGCAGGUUUGAUGAUCUAGAGCAAAACGAAAUCUCAGUGAGCCCACCGGCGCCUCGAAAACACCCGACCUAUGACUUUUACGAUGAAACUAUUGGCAAAAGUAAUAGCAAUUACAUGAUUGGCACGUCAUCCUUGAGACCCAGAGUUAAAUCACGAAUAGCGAACCGAGGAAGGGAGAGAUACCAUGGCUCUAAUUACGUUACCAUGAAAGUCGUCCGCAAGCGGCCGGUCAGUGACCGAGACCAGGAUACCAAGGAUUCGUUUAAAAGUGACGUGACAGUUCCACUUAGCCGGUCAACAACUCCUUCUACCCAAACGCCUUCAUCAUCACCAACGACACCGUCAUUACCAUCAACAUCAGCGGAUCAGCGCAGAAAUCAAAAGAUCCUUCACUUGCCUCAAAAGGUCCUAGCCGCUACCGGACCCGGCAAAUCCGACCGGUUAGACGAUACACCCACGACAUUAAGCCCGCUCAAGAGAGCCUACAUAAUGAGCAAGCUCCAGCAGCAACGAGAUCAAGAAGACGUUGAAGGAAAUGAAAUAUCCCCGGCUUCAGGUCUUCAACACCAGUACAAGUCUUUCGACUCGAAGAAACAUGACAUCAGACUGCCCCAGACCUUGACGGGCAAUUCUUCUAUCACUUCUACUACUUCUUCUGUUUCUAAGACUAUGUUAACAGGAGCAGCAGGAGUUAAAGCUUCUACUAAAAUUGUUAAGGCUACUUCUUUGUAUCCCGCUAAAGUGGAACUCUCGACAACGCCAACACCAUUCCGACAUGUCCCGACAGCGGAGAUUGAGAGGAAUGAAAUAUCAGCGACAUCCUUAAACCUGACACCGGUUAAACUAUCGGUGGUAAAUCAACCGAGAACUCGUCAUGACAAAAAAGAUCUGAGUGUAUCUGCAGAAGCUUCUUCUUCUUCUUCUUCUUCUUCUUCUUCUACUACUACGACUACUACUAUGAGUACUACUACUGAUUCUUCUACUACAAGUGCUACUGCACUACGGCAGCAAAACUCAGGACAGCGUAGGACCAUCACGACACUCGAGAGGGAGAAGGAAAGCUUUGCGCGCAUUCAAACAGACAGUCCUUACAGAACUAUUCCUUCGGAGAAUCCACGUGUCGUAAAAACCACACCGUCGACACCUGCCGCUCCAGCUCCUACUAUUUCAAAGGCCUACUAUGAUCAUGAUAGUUAUCCUUACUAUCUCUACGACGAUGACGUUUCUAUUUAUAAGGACGAUGAUUAUCCCCAGUACGCUCUUAACCAAUCAGUACCAAUCCAAUCUCAUCCUCCACAACAGCAAACCGUCCGUAUCGCCGAGGUCACGCCAAACUCAAAGACUUACACGCAAAAGUCAAAGAAAGUACCCGCGAACGAUGUUAAUAAGUAUAAUUUCAAUUCAGAAGUCACUGCCGCGGAUUACGACAUCUAUGAUAACCAGGGUCACAAGAAUAAAUUCCAUAUCAACGAUCAGCAGUCUUACAGGCCAAACAGCAUCAGUCCUCAAGUGGUUCACGUGACGACACCAAAUGCCAUUGAUGCUUACGUUCCAUUAACGACGACGACUCAAGCCCCGCCGACGACAACUGCCCGUCCUUACACGACAGUAACUGUUCCAAGCCGAAGCAGACAAAACGUUAACCGAGGAACUGCACCACCACGACUACGCCCAACACUAAAACCAUCUACGGAAAUAGUCUCAAAGGCCCAGGAGUUUGUUGACAUCUACAGACAUCCACCAUCAAGACCAGCGCCAAUUUAUCCUACGCCUCAGGUAGACAAACCAGCAGCCAAAUGCCGCAAAGAUGUUUGCUUACUUCCGGAUUGUAACUGCGGCGGACCUGAUAUUCCAGGUGGAAUAGAUGUUGAACAGACACCACAGAUUGUUCUUCUGACUUUCGACGACGCCGUUAACGAUCUUAACAAACAGCUCUACGAGGAUUUGUUCGAACGGGGCCGGAAAAAUCCAAAUGGGUGUCCAAUAUCAGCAACUUUCUACGUGUCGCAUGAAUGGACUGAUUAUAGCCAAGUUCAAAACCUUUAUGCCGAUGGACACGAGCUCGCUUCUCACACAGUCUCGCACAGUUUUGGCGAGCAGUUCUCAGCUAGGAAGUGGGCCAGAGAAGUUGCUGGUCAACGAGAAAUUCUCGCUGCUUAUGGUGGAGUCAAGUUGGAAGAUGUCAAAGGAAUGCGCGCUCCAUUCCUCUCGGUCGGAGGCAACAAUAUGUUCAGAAUGCUGUGGGAGACCAACUUUACAUACGACUCCUCGAUGCCGAUCUAUGAAAACAGACCCCCGAGCUGGCCUUAUACUCUCGAUUACAAAUUAUUCCACGACUGUAUGAUUCCUCCAUGUCCGACGAGGUCUUAUCCCGGAUUGUGGGAAGUGCCUAUGGUCAUGUGGCAAGAUCUUAACGGUGGUCGCUGCUCUAUGGGAGAUGCUUGCUCUAAUCCGCCAACUGCUAAUGGAGUUUACAAAAUGCUUAUCAAAAACUUUGAACGUCAUUAUACUACUAACAGAGCACCAUUUGGUCUAUUCUAUCACGCUGCAUGGUUUACUCAACCACACCACAAAGAAGGAUUUAUCUCCUUCUUAGACACAAUCGUUGCCAUGGAUGAUGUCUGGGUAAUAACAAAUACCCAAGCUAUUGAAUGGGUCAGAAAUCCGACGCCUCUUGCUUUAUUAGAUACUUUUGAACCAUUUGGAUGUAACUACCAGGGACGACCUAAAAAGUGUAAUAAUCCAAAAGUAUGUAACCUCUGGCACAAGAGUGGCGUGAGGUACAUGAAAACGUGCCAACCUUGUCCGGAUAUCUACCCCUGGACGGGCAAGACCGGAAUCCGCAGUAGCCGCAUCGACAAUGACAUCGAAAAUUGAAAUAAUUAAUAUUAAUGAUUUAAAAUAAAAAUUAAUUUAUAUAAAAACAAAGGUAAAAAAAAACUAAAUACACACGUGACAUUGUUAUAAUAAUUGAUAAUUGAAAAGCAAUGAAGAGAAACCCACCAGCAAUUUAUAUUAUUUAUAACAAACAUACAAACGUUAAAAUUGGUUUUUUUAUAACUACGAUUAGAAUACGUAACAAUAUUCUUAAUUCUUUUCUUAAUCAAUUUGUCCACGUGUGGAUUCACGCGAUAUUAUAGACAUCUGCGGACAAUUUAUCAAGGCGCUGUGUCAAAUACUACCAGCUGAGUACGUCAAUGUGGUUUUAAAUACAUAGAUAAUAACAGUUAUUAUUCUUUAGAUUAAUAUUUGAUUUUAAAUCCGUAAUCUUCAUCUUUUAAUCAUAAAUUUAUGUAUAAAAAUAAAAAUAAAAAAUGCUACGGAUAAUAUUAUACAACAAUGCCAUAAAUAUAGUAUAAACUUUCGAAAGUAAAUAAUCUGACGCUUAUUAAUGUAUUCUGUGACUGGUAUUAUAUUUAAAUUGAUGCAAACACGAAUUGCUGUUCAAAGAUAAAAAAAUUAUUUUUUUAUUUGUUGUCAAAUCCAUCAAUUAAAUCGGGACUCAUUAAAUCAAAAGUGUUUUUAUUAACACACACACACACACUUAUUUGUAUAUAAAAAGAUUGGCUCAAGAUCUGUCUCGAUUUGAUAAAUAAAAGCCUUCUUGGCGUACUCGGCUAAUUUUAUAGUAGGUAAAUUAAUAAAAUAAAAAUACAAUAAAAUACGUACGUACAUUUAAAUAAUCAGGUGUCGUAUCGUAAAGCUAUAAAAUGAAAGUACUUAUAGCAUAUUAAUAUAACCGAGCAUACGGCAAAGAUAUGAGAUCACAUGAGAUAUGAUAUAUAAAAUGAAAAAUAAAAUACAAUAGUAACGAUGUAACAUAGAUUUUAUUGUAUUUUGCUGAGUGUUCAGUUAUUUGUGCCGAUUAAUAUGAGAUUUUUAAUUAUUUAAUAGCUCAGAAUGUAAGUUACGAGUUACUAGGCGCAGAUGCGAUGAGGGCGGAUGUUUUCGAGUGACCGUGUUUGCGAGCAUGGUUGCUAUACAAAAUACAAAUGUCGCUAGACAUUGCAAUAAUUUAGUUAAGUACUUAUUGUAAUUUUUGAUGUCUUUAUAAUAAAUUUAUCUAUAAAUUUUCUUUUUAAUUAA
Molecule: messenger RNA, 5829 nt
Organism: Cotesia glomerata
Lineage: Eukaryota; Metazoa; Arthropoda; Insecta; Hymenoptera; Braconidae
Gene: Cda5
Product: mucin-12
Exons: 16
Coding region: 568-4620 (1350 amino acids)
Biological process (GO): carbohydrate metabolic process
Cellular component (GO): extracellular region
Molecular function (GO): chitin binding; hydrolase activity, acting on carbon-nitrogen (but not peptide) bonds
Source: RefSeq, a predicted model, not a curated record